Clarias gariepinus (North African catfish) is the source of this 1921-nucleotide messenger RNA. RefSeq names its product solute carrier family 2 member 11, like (gene slc2a11l). Gene Ontology annotation, biological process: monosaccharide transmembrane transport. The record is from RefSeq and is a predicted model, not a curated record. Lineage: Eukaryota; Metazoa; Chordata; Actinopteri; Siluriformes; Clariidae. Gene Ontology annotation, cellular component: membrane. The transcript is spliced from 12 exons. Bases 44 to 1540 code for a protein of 498 amino acids. Gene Ontology annotation, molecular function: hexose transmembrane transporter activity.
AACCAGAUGUUUCAAGAGUCUAGUGGGAGAACUACACAGUGCAAUGACGAAUGUCGUAACAUUGCUGGUUGCGAACCCUGUGCUUGUUGCAGUCAUUCUGGCUACAGGUAUUGGGGGGACGUUUCAAUACGGCUUCCACAUUUCUGUCCUGACCAGUCCAUCAGCUUACAUUAAAGAGCUGGUGAACAGCACAUGCGUGCAGAGAUAUGGCGUCUCUCCGGAGGAGUGGCAGCUCUCGCUUAUCUGGUCCUUUAUCGUCUCUCUGUACUGCAUCGGGGGGCUGUUAGGCUCUUUGUGUGCCAGCUGCUUUGCCAUAACCUACGGCAGGAAGAGAUGCCUCAUGCUGAACAACAUGGUGGCCAUCUGCGGAGCAGUGUUCAUGGUGCUGAGCAAAACGGCACACUCGUUCGAGAUGAUCAUGGCUGGACGCCUCAUCUACGGCAUCAACUCAGGUGUAGCUCUGACAGUUCACAUCAUGUAUGUAAUGGACUGCGCACCCAAAUGUUUGCGAGGGCUGGUCGGUGCUUCUGUGGGCAGCUUCGUCUCGCUAGGGAAGUUUUUCGGCCAGCUGCUCGGCAUCAGUGAAAUAUUGGGAACAGAAGCUUUGUGGCCCUUUUUGUUGGCCUUUAGUGCCUUGACGGGACUUACACAACUUGUCUCUCUGUACUUCCUGCCCGAGUCUCCACGCUUCCUGCUCUUAGACAGGGGAGACAAAUCUGCCUGCGAGAAAGCUCUAAAGCAGCUGCGAGGUUCUCAUGCUGACUACAGAUCAGAGAUGGAGGAGAUGCUGAAGGAGCACGUGGCCAUGCAGGGAGUGAGGAACCACAGCGUGUUGGAGCUCCUGCUAACCCGCUCCGUCCGGUGGCAGCUACUCACCACCAUCAUCGCCUUCAUCACACUGCAGCUGUGUGGCAUCAACGCCGUUUAUCUCUAUGCAAAUGAUGUGUUCAGUGCAGCAGGAAUCCCAGCGCACAACCUACGCUAUGUGACUUUUGGGACGGGAUUGUGCGAAUUCUGCACUACAGUCGCUUUCGGGUUUGUGGUUGAGCGCACAGGGAAGAAGGUACUAGUGAUUCGGAGUUAUGCGGGCAUGUCUGUUGCACUGCUCCUCCUCACACUCACACUGUACCUGCAGGUAUACGUGUCCUGGAUGCCGUACUGCAGCAUGGUGCUGAUCUUCGCCUACAUCAUCUCCUUCUGUAGCGGACCAGCCUGUGUGACUCCAUCCAUACCUGGUGAGCUUUUCACCCAGUCCUUUCAAUCAGCAGCUUAUACCGUGGGCUGCACUCUGAACUGGAUGGGACUGUUCUUCGUGGGGAUGGUGUUUCCUCUCAUAGUGGAGCAUUUAGACUAUUUCUGCUUCCUCAUCUUCUUCGCGUUCUGCUUUGGCACGGGUUUGUUCGUGUGGUAUAACGUACCUGAAACGAGGAACAAAUCCUUAAUGGAAAUCACUGCCGAGUUCGAGAGAAUGCACGGCAAAGCAAGACACUCGGAGACCAAACUAAAAGCUUUGCAAGCUGGACAGUGCACGAGGCUCUAGAUUCUUGAACUGAUUUCACAAACUGUAAAUGUGCAUGUAUGUAGGCAGUUUAGAAAGGCAAUAAAUAAAACAUUAUACAUUUGCAGGCAUUUUGAAAGGUUUUCGUUUAAUCUAUUAAUUUCACUCUAGGAAAGUAAACAGGUUUUCGUUUAAUCUAUUCAUUUUAUUCUGGCUCCAGGAAAGCUAAACUACUUUCAUGUUCUAGACAUACAGUAUGGUUUCUAGAAUGUAAUUGCUGCUAAAAGCUUAAGGAAUUACUGUAUUUCUUAUUUUACUUUGCAUCAAAUUUGAAGAUUUUUUUUACCUCUUUCCAUGACAUUUUACUUAUUAAAUGCUUAAUUAAAUGGAAUUCACUUCAGUUGUAUUUAUAUUGUGCUUUUA